This is a messenger RNA of Amoebophrya sp. A25, 5619 nucleotides long. Lineage: Eukaryota; Dinophyceae; Syndiniales; Amoebophryaceae. The record is from the annotation of a GenBank genome assembly.
UGGGAAAAACUGGUCUCGGCACUAUUGAUUCUCCACAGCAACCAAGCAAAUAAAGCUGCCUUGUUGUUCUUUUACAGCUGUUCACUUCCCCGUGUCCCGGGUAACCCCGAGAGUGGGUCACGAGAGAAAAAACUGUCCCCUUACCCGAAAAAGUUCCCCCAUAUCAUUUUAGUCACACUGCAGAAGGCAGAUAUCUCGUCGCAAUCGUAGAAAUGGAAAAUCGCAGACAGAAACCACAAAGGCACCCCUCUACAAAAUUGGAGAGACUCAAAAAAUGGUCUAAGUAUUAUCAGUAUAGAAAUUCAAAAAAAGAAAUGGUGUAGAAGAACUGUAAUUCAAGCUCGAUAACCCUGAUAAACCAACGAUUAGACGAGACCAACGAUUGGCUGAAGUACUUGCUUCAAGAGAAUAAAGCAACAAUUGGUAACACUUGACAAGAUGGAUAACCUACAAAAAGUGGACACUGACGAGUCACCGGUGGACGACAAACAGGUGUACAACCGGUAUACCACGCAUAAUAACUAUGCGGGUAGCAAGACGAUCGAAAAGCGCCUUACUGAGCGCAUGACUGGAGAAACCGCACCGCUUGUUAAGGGCUCCCACCACCACAUUGCAUUCUGCACUUCCAUCAUCCUUGAUUUUUUCUAUGAAGAUGAGGAUGAAAAUAAUACGUCAAGAAGAACAAGAAGGGAUCUGCAGAAUGCAAAAACGCUGCAACCUCGUCUAAGCUUGAUCAUCUUGGUAGUGAAGCGCAUAUUAAUCGUCCGUCCCAUCCAAACUACGAUCCAAGAGGUGGUCUAGGACUGCUGGAGGACGACGGCGAAGCUCACGGUGAUGACGUGGUACAUCUGGACGAUGAUGCGGUUCCAAGCUUUGCCCCUGGCUCCAAUCAGCACACAGAUGCAGUGCCACCACACUCCGCUGAAAGCACUGGAGAUUUGCCACAUCUUAUGGUGCAUGUUGAUGAUUUAGAUUUUAUUAUUUAGCAAAUCAAUCUUCUAGUAGUUGUUGUUCCAGUUUUUAUUUAGCGGUUCUUCUUUUUUAGCAAUGAAAAUGAAUUUCAUGUUGUAACUAGUAGCUCUUGGUCAUAGACUCAUGCAGCGUAGACGCUGUUUCCGAAGCACAGAAUACAGACGUCAUCUGUGCUUGUUCUAGUUUUCCCUCUAACUCUCCCACCGCUGUGGAGGAUAUGAUCAACGCUCAUGCGUACGAUCUAGCGCGUGAUGACCACAUUCUACGUGCUCACAACGUCCCUUCCGGUCGUCGUGGAAGUGCUGGCAGUACGCGCCUGAGCGCAGGAGCGCUGACAAAAGAUGAACACGCAGGGCAUGAAGAACGCGCGGACCUGCUGGAAGGUGCAAAUGCGAUCGGACCGCAUCAUUUAAGACGUCUGCUAUCUACUUGAAUCUUGAAGAUUUUUUCAACUAAGUAUAGAAGUACAUUUCUAUCCAUUGAAGAUUUAACUCAGUACAAAAAAUUUAAGUACAAACAUUUCUAUCCAUCGAUUUCAUUUAUAAUAGGGUCUUCAAGAACAUCAACAUGUCUUCUUCUAGUUCUAAUCCUCGAGAUCGAUAACACGGGACUCCAGGAGCGCGAACGACACAGGUACCUAGCGGCACCAAAGAUGAUAGAGGAGAGGCUGGUUCAAGAGACGCUGAAGAUGGAGACGAGACAUGUGGAGGAAACUAAAGUGAAAAUGGUUACUGAGACGAAUAAAAAGAAAGUGGUACUUACUAACUUCUAUCUGAGUACAGAUAGUACGAGGGUAGCUACAUUAACAGAAAGUUAAGUAUAAUUUUCUCUCGACGAGGAGUUGUAGUCUUAUCGUGCUGAUCAGAACUACGAUAAAAAUAUUCACUCCUGCUGAUCUUCAACUUCAACAUUCCACCUCAAAAUCAGACCGGCGUGAAACCGUACCGCGUAGUCGAGCGCGUUGUUGAAGUGCCACAGGUGGUUGUUAAGGAGAAGACGAAGAUUGUGAGGCAGCCUAAGAUAGAGGAGCGGGUGAUCGAAAAGCCCAAGAUCCAAAUAGUGGAGAAAAUAGUGGAGGUGCCGACCGUUAAGGAAGUCGUGAAAGAAGUGGUGGUGCCGAAGUUACGAAAUGUGAGUGAAAGUUUGUUGAAUGCCGAUAUAGUUUUUCCUCCAAUUAUAGAGUCUUGAACGUGCUCAACAAGAUAAGAUCAAGGGUCAUUGGCACAACCGUCUAUACAUACAUCCAAUUUUAGACUUCUUUUGCCGGAACCAUUUAGUACAUCUUCUCUUCGUAAAAACGAAGAGCUCGACCGAUCAUGAUCUUUGAUUCGUUGCUUCUAAUCCAAGUGGUCUUCGAAGAAAGGAAAGUUUCUGUGCCGAAAUACGUCUAUGAAGACCGCUAUAUCGAGGUUCCGCGCAUAAUCUACAACGAAAAGGUGAGCUAUGAAGACCGGAUCGAAUACAGAGAGGUGAUCGUGGACAAGGUUAAGGAGGAAAUAGUGAAGGAGAAGCGCAUCGUCAAAAAGAGAGUGGAGCAGUUGGUUCCAGUGUAUCUGGUGAAUCACAAAGGCGAAAUUAGCGGUCUAUCAGACCCACCGGCUCCGGGGAAAGCUGGAGGAGGGAAGGGAGGAAAGGGAAGUGGAAAAGGCGUAGAUGGUAAGGGCGGAAAGAACGGUCAAGGUGGGCGUAGAGGCCAAGGAGGCGCGGGAAAUGAGGACGAGGAUGACGAGGGAGAGGAUGAUCAUGUACUCGAAUACUCAGAAUAAGCGAGUUUGUGACUGUGAAAUAAGAGAGUCUUGACUACAUUCCUCUUCUUUCCCUUAUUUUAAGUUUUUUCGUUUCAGUAUCUCCGUUAUCUUGAGUAGUAAGUUACUCGCUUAUUUCAGUUUUUCGAGUACAUCUUUCUCUUUCACCGUCUCACCUGAAUACCUCUAAACACGUCGGUUUCUCUCCUGUUAGAAGAUUCCCCUUGAUCCUACACUCACCUCAGAUCCGCACAACCGAAACCCAAGAAGUCACACGCGUCGCUGAGCACAAUCGAGUGGAAUUUCACGACGUGCCGGUUGUUAAGAAAAUACCAGUCCCGACAUACCGCGUCGUCUAUCCUGACGGUCGAAAAAGGAUUGCGAAGAGGGUACCUGGUUACCCCAUGCUCCCCAUGCCGCAUGGCUACGCGCGAGACGUGCUGGGGAUGAAGGUACAAGAUGAACAACUCGCUUCUAUUGUAUUGAUACGUGGAAGGUGAGCUUUGAUUCUGAUUCGAAGUGUCAGCUACAACAUGAAGCAAGUGUGAUGUAUUUCUCCCAUGACAUCACAUUGACAGCUUUCCGCACCCGAAGCCUCUAGGAAAGGCGAGGGAGAAGCAGACGACGGUCCCACCAUGCAUCGCGGACAAGAAACAGUGCGUUUGUUAUGCUUGGGAUUGUCUGAUCUUUCUUCGCUGGAGUAAUUUCCUUCAUGAUGCUUUUGUGGAGUAUGUAUCAUCAAGGUGAUCGUUCUGCUCCUUCAUGACUGAAAUGAGGAACAAUGUCUUCCAGUAGACUCAUGCUCAACGAGUUUUCGAGACGAAGAUUUCCGUCCUCGAUCGCAAUGAAUGCCUCAUCUAAUCCGCGGCGUAUCUGCAGCCUUGCAUGAUACACACCAGCCACCGCCAGUGAUCCAGCAUAGCUGUCAUCAUUGUGGGUCUACGAGAGAGGGCACGAGUUUACGAGAAUCCUUACAUGCAGAGUUUGCUGCUGGUGGAGUGCGGGGUGGACAUUAAGACUCAUGUUGUGAAGCCUCAAGCUCCUUCAACAAGUGAGUCAUCUACAAGACUGAAACAAAGGGAUCAAAUAUGACAACGAUGCAGUAUCAAAAAAUUGAGAUUGAUGAUUCACAUGUCAAAUUUACUGGACUACUUCUAACCAAGAACGGCCAACGGCCCACCUAUGCCACCUGGCUAUCGUUUAUCUUCCUUCGAAGCAGGCGCUCGCUCUAGCUUUAUCGAUCCAGCAAAUUAUGUCGAUGAUCCGCAUGAUGUGCAGAAGGGAGGCGACGCCCAUCUGAAGCGGGAUUACAACUCGAUUCAUCCUUAUAUAAGGCAUGGUAGUCAGAUGGAAGGACUAGCUGCAGUGCCAGAAGAGAGCAGUCCACUGGAUUCGCUGGUUCCUGGUUCUGGUGCGGGGACACUUCCAGGAGGUCAAGGUGGUCAAGGAGGCAACUACACCUUCGGAAGGGGAACAGUUUCCACGACAAGUCAAAAUGUUGGUGCUCCAACUGGUGGUCCUUCAUCUGCAGGUCGUGGUAGAGCUAGUACAGGUGCUCUAGGUGGCGCAGGAGGUCCUCCGAUGAUGUAUUAUCCUGAGCCAGCUGAAUCUUCGAUAACAAGAGGACUACCAUUCCAACCAUUAGAUGAAAGGCUUCAGGAUGGAAUCAUUAUACAAGAGAAGGAAACGUCUUCUGUGAAGGUGAACCAUCAUGGUGAAGGAGCGCGAUUCAUCUCGCGGAUACAGCAAGAUCCAGAGGUGGAAAAGCGGAAUUUGCGGAUUUUGGCCGAAGCAGAAGAUGUCAUAUUCGGAACGCCUCCAAAACAAGUGCGGUUCUCAGAGGACUGCUCAGUCAACGACAUCGAGUUCGAUGAGCGGCCACUAGACAUCAGUUAUCCAAGAAUGCAACCGCUGAACCUUCAGGGGAUGACGGGACGGCUAAGUGGAAGACCACAGCAAGCUCAACCUCCAGCUGCUCCACAUCACUUUUAUUCAUCCGGAUAUCAACGUAGCAGUAGUACAAGCACAACUUCUUCAGCCCGCAUGAUCCAACCUCCUCCGCCAGCUGCUCUACCUCAACAACCCUUUCUCUUCUACCCUGCAGAAGACAACGACGAGGAAGAGGAGGAAUCCUAUACCGAAGGUCGUGCGAACUUAGAGGAACAACACUUAAGUAGGCUCAAAAUAAUUCUUAUUCAUUUCCAAGCAUUCUUCACUUUCCUCUCUUUCGGUUUCCUUCGUGGGAAUCUAAAGAAAUUGAAAUUAAUGAGAGCUGAGCACUCACCGGAGGCGUUGCACAGGGCUCCGUCCUGCCUGCGAAGGUGAGGCCUAUGUAUGGGGCUGACAGGACGACGAUAGCGCCGGCGCUUAAUUAGUUUUAGCAGAUUGGGGCAUACUUGGUGAUAAUUCCCCUUUUCUCUUGUCUAUCUUCCUCUGGUCUUUCUUUUUUCUACUUAGGUCUGCUCCACCACAAUUAAUGACUUCUUUUGAGCUCUAAAACAAGCAGUUCUUGCCGAAGCAGCAUGGGCAGCUGGAGCUUCUGAGGAAGAUGAUGAGGACGAUGGCUAUCAAGAUCCAAUGGCAGCGGCAAUUUUCGCAAGGGGGCAUGGACCAAGGAGGCAACAAAAGAAUGCUGUACUGAGAAACGCUGCAAGAUCACUGCAGGCUUACAGAUUAUGAUCUGCCAUGAUGGUUGAAAAAUUGGCUUACAGUUUAUGAUAUGCCAUGAUGGUUGAAAAAUUGUCUUGUAGUACUUACUAGUUUUCUAGUCCUCUCGAUUAUUGAGUUUUCUUCGGUCAGGGUUUUUUUUCCGUUUUCUUUAUUUUCUCGCCCACUACCUCGAUCAAAAAUGCUCUACAUCGACUGGUUAACAGCAUUUCUCUAAGAACCGGAGGCGGUCUGA